This is a messenger RNA of Orbicella faveolata, 1621 nucleotides long. RefSeq lists its product as uncharacterized. Gene Ontology annotation, cellular component: trans-Golgi network. The record is from RefSeq and is a predicted model, not a curated record. NCBI's taxonomy places the organism in Eukaryota, Metazoa, Cnidaria, Anthozoa, Scleractinia, Merulinidae.
CACAGUAAAAUUAAUAGAUUCUCACUUUCGUUCCUUGAUUACCCGCCAAGUGUGCGGUUUUGUUUAUUACUAUUAUUUUAUGUUUUUGUGUUUGUUGAGUUCAUAAUGUUAAACGCAAUUGGUUUUAAAAGAGGAAUUUCACUAAAUGUAUUCGAAAUUUUGUUUCUACUCUAUUUUGUAAAUUCCAGGAAAGGGAGACAAAUUCAAUUAUUUGUUCUGGAGACAGCAGUUGACUAAUAUUAACCGCCAACUGUUUUAUUUGAUUUGAUUUUCAACAACGGAUUUGUGGUAUGGUGACGAGAGAUAUCUUGGCUGGCGGUACGCUUACAACAAUUGUAUACCGCAGUUAACAUGGGGCAAAAUAAUACAGACUCCUAUCCUCAUAAAAUUUAUUUAUUUAUUUAUUUAUUUAUUAAAUUAUUUGACUUAAUUUUCAAUAACAGAUUUAUUGUAUCUGGCAAGCAAUACCCUGGUUGGCGGUACGCUUACAACCCUUGCACGCCAGUCGACGUAGGACAAAAUGAUCCAGAUGCUGAUCCUCAUAAACUUUGUCGAGAUGUGGCUAUUUGCAAAUACGCCGAAAUUGAAAAACCACGUGAGUACUUUGAGGUUGGUCUGCAAAGAGACAUCAGCUGUGAAAUAAGCCAAGAGGGACAGAUAGAGCUGGUCUACAAAACCAAUGAUCCCAGCAUUGACAAUCCACAUUCCAGAGUCGAGUUCCACUGCGACGAGUCAGCCUCAGACCCAACGUUUCAAACCGAGGAUGAAGAUAAUUAUAUAUUUUCCAUUAAACACUAUUGUGCUUGUCGAGACCGUUGUUCACCAUGGCCUGAAACCACGUCAGGUUUUUCUCCAGACUCUUUGAAAACGAAGGUUCAGCUGGAAGCGAGUCAAGAAGAACAAGACGACAAUGGAACAAGAAUCGUCCCAGCCGUUGUGGCGGUUGCUGGAGUGAUCGUUGCUGUCCUAGUGGUAGUGGUGCUGUGGCGGAGAUUCCGAGCCCGCAACAACACUUUGGAGAGACAGCGUAUCUUGUUAUAGUUUUCUGAUUCAGAAGCUCGCUUUAAAAACGAGAGAUAGCCUGGGCCGAGGGUGCAAGCACAGCUGUCUAUGGGAUUUUUUAGAAAUAUUGCGGGAACGCAGAAUUUGAUGUUUAUUUCAGGGUUAAUUAUAAGUGAAGGGAAGAUAAAACAGAUCAUUGACUAUGGACAUAAGAAACAAUCGGAAAAGGACUUUCUAAGAGUGUUUUUCUGGUUCCUUAUCUUCUCUCGACUUAUAAUUACACUCAAACUGGAUCGUUCUUUUCCACGCAGUUUUCAAAGUUGCAGUGCAAUUUUACAAUACUGAUAAUACAGCUCCAUUCUCGUCUUUCCAUGACCAAAAAUGCGCUACACUAAGUAACAGGUUGAGCUCACGUUCCCAUUUAGCAAGUGUGGUUCCCAUUUAGCGAUGUGAGCUGAACUUGCUGUUUAUUUCUCGCGGUCUGUUGACAAACAACCAUGGAAAAACUGUUUCUUUCAUGUUGUUCACAGAAGUAGUAGUGUUACUUCAGCCAUACACGAAUAACAAAAUCGGAAAUUGUCCAGACGCGAACAAAACGUGACAGCCUGAUAAAAAAAAA